AUGGAUCCUAUCGUUGCGCAAAGUCCGAUAAACAGUUCGAUUCUUACUCCAUUAGUAGGGUUCCAAACCGAUGCUGGUGGAUUAUCAAGCUCAUUAUUGUCUCGCGAUAAUGGUGUACUUUAUGGGGACACCAGGUCAAGGAUAAAUCCAAUCCAGUUUCCUGGUUUCCAGGCUUCACAAUCUAAUCUGCAGUCUAACUUUUUAGCAACAUAUGAUGAUUUUGGAUUUAAUCUGGAUUCAUCUUUGUUGCCUUCCGGAAUUCCUAUAGUCCCUCAAUGUGGACUUGUCAAUCAGAGUCGAUUGUGGACUCGAAUGCCUACGCCCACAUCUUUUGCAAGUCAAGUUAUUCCCUUGCAACAACAGUACAGAAGAAGUUCCAUAAAUGCCUCGUCUGAAUCUUCGUGGGAUAGAGGAAGCUCCAUGGGUCAUGCACAACGAGAAAGAUUAAAUCCUUUGGCCGAGACUAGAAGGCCACAAAAUACUGCUGGUGUUUGUUUUCCAGGGAGUGGUCAACCUGUGGGAAUCAUAUCUUUGCAAGCAGAAGGUACCAGCGAUGGAGUCACUAACAGUUUUCUUUCGCCAUCGAGUUUCCAGCCAGCUGGGCAAGCACCGUCUUCUCAUAACGUUAGCUCUACUGCUGGGAUUAACUCAAUAGCUGAGAUACUUACUUACCCAAACCCAAUAGUCAACCCUAUCCUGUUCCCGUAUGCUGCUGCUGGUAUUUUCUCUACAAAUGGUGUUCAACCUACUGAGCCUACCGCCCGAACCAUAGAAGGCCCGCAUCAGCGUGGAGUACCAGCUCAAGUGCCUACUGUUUCUCCAAGUCGUGAUUACUCGAUUGGCGAGGCUACUCCAGCACCAAGACAUGGUGUUGGGUCCCCCGGUGUUGUUUCUCAUCCACGUUUGAAAAGAAAAGCAACCGUAAACACUUCACAUGAACGCUUGCUUCAACGCAGGAAGAAAACACAUCAACCUGAUAAAUUGGCAGCCGGCAAAUGGCUAAGUUAUCUUGACAAAUUGGCAACCAGCAAAAGGCCGAGUUCUCCUGCUACUCGAGCUCCUAUAACCGCAACUAAUCGAAUUCCACCAGAAGCCCCUUUUCAUAUAAGAUGGGAAGGUUGUGAUGAACAUCUCGAGUCAAGUGGGCAUAAGUGCUUCCUUUGCAAGAGGGAUAUCUCGUUUACAGCCGAUGGCCGAAUGUACCAGCCUCCGAUCCCACCGGCUUCUGCAGUUCUACCUUGUGGCCACACUUUUCAUGACGGUUGUUUGCAGAACAUUUCUACCCAAGACUGUUGGAAAGAUCCUCCUUGCAUUCCUUGUGCUCUUGGCGAAACAUGA
This is a messenger RNA of Striga hermonthica, 1338 nucleotides long. NCBI's taxonomy places the organism in Eukaryota, Viridiplantae, Streptophyta, Magnoliopsida, Lamiales, Orobanchaceae. The record is from the annotation of a GenBank genome assembly.